This is a messenger RNA of Penicillium cataractarum, 1275 nucleotides long. RefSeq lists its product as uncharacterized. The coding region runs from base 1 to 1275 and encodes 424 amino acids. The record is from RefSeq and is a predicted model, not a curated record. The transcript is spliced from 5 exons. NCBI's taxonomy places the organism in Eukaryota, Fungi, Ascomycota, Eurotiomycetes, Eurotiales, Aspergillaceae.
AUGAGGAAGGAAAACAAACUCCACGGUCGCAAAGGGAGGGGUCACAGUCGGGACAUUACUGAACGCAAGCGGGUGGUGACCACACGCAGCUUGAGGCGGGGGAGGAUAGGGAAAGGGAAAGGAAAUGUCAACAAGGACACGAAGAAGAAGGACAGAGAGGGAGGAGGGCGAAACCACCAGGGGCUACUCACGAACCAGUUCGGCUUCAUCCUUCAAAAUAAUCCCGUCAUCGGUCUUCUUGGUCCCAUCCACCAUUAUGUCGGAAGUACAGGCAAUCUGUGUCAGCACAUUCGCGAGAGGACUUUCAUCGUCGUCAAGCAGACUGGUGAGCUGUAUGUUCAAGUUAGGAUCCCGGUAAACCGCCUUGAUCCCAUCCAAUGCCACAUACGCGUCCUCCACCGUGUCUCGAAGCGCAUCGGCAGAAACGUUAAGGCCACAGAUGUGGUUCAAGACGUUCAAGUAUUUCCUCAGGAUGCAUUUCAGAUUCGUGACCGCUUCGGCGGUAUCGGUCUGGUUGGCGGUGUCCUUCUUCUCUGUCAGGGAGAGGUUGUUGGAAUUGUCGGUUGCAGCUUCCUGUGCCUUCUUUGCCAAAUACAAAUCCCGCUCGAGCAUGUCAAUCUGAGCCGCCUGACGACGCUUGUCGAGCCAGCGUUUCUGGCUCAAGCGCUUAACAUCUUCCAGGUGUUUUCGCGGCUGCGUGCGAAACUGCAGGAUCGUCGUCGGUGCCUCGAAUCACUCGUCCUUUCGUUGAUGCAAUUGCUUUUCAACCUCCUUGGCGAUAUCACUCCGGAUCUCAGUCAACUGACGGCAGUACUCGGAGUUCUCGUCUCGGGCCACCUUCAGGUCCAGCUUGAGUUGCAGGUUUUCGAUCUGCACCUUUUCACGCUUUUUGGCCUCACCCAACACAUAGGGUCGGGCGAGUUCAUCGAGCUUGGUGUUGAGGAACCUGCGGAAUUUUUCGGUCUUGAUGUUUUUCCGUUCCAAGUCGCGAGCGUCCAUUAUCCACUGUUCACGCGCGGCCUGGCGCUCAUACUUGAAACAGGACACCUCUUCCUUGUGUCUCUUCUUCCUUUCCUCGAACUCGCGUUUCUCUUGCUCGAAUUUCUGCUCGGCCUCACGGAAUUCGACUUCGUCCUUUUCCAGUUUGGCUUCGCGUCCUUUCAGCCGGAGAUACCACUUGUUCUUGGUCCAGAGAGAGUCGUUCCGAGCUUCAUCGACCAUUCCAUCAGGGCCGGAUUGCUGGGUGGUUGCCGUUGUCGCCAUUUUGACACCUGA